This is a messenger RNA of Scleropages formosus (Asian bonytongue), 5569 nucleotides long. It is a transcript of the gene unc13a, whose product is annotated as unc-13 homolog A (C. elegans). Lineage: Eukaryota; Metazoa; Chordata; Actinopteri; Osteoglossiformes; Osteoglossidae. The record is from RefSeq and is a predicted model, not a curated record. Gene Ontology annotation, molecular function: calmodulin binding; diacylglycerol binding; phospholipid binding. Gene Ontology annotation, cellular component: presynaptic active zone cytoplasmic component; neuromuscular junction; presynaptic membrane. Gene Ontology annotation, biological process: dense core granule priming; synaptic transmission, glutamatergic; synaptic vesicle priming.
UUUCCUCAGGCAGCGGCAUUAUGAUAUGUAUUUAGACGUGGCGGUGUCUAGUAGUAUUUGCACUCUCGUCUCGGACUCGUCGCUGCACGCAUCAGUUCCUGGAGGCAGAGGAGAGCAGCUGGGAGCGCUCAGAGCCACGGAGAGACAUGUCCCUGCUCUGUGUCGGAGUGAAGAAAGCCAAGCUUGAUGGACCCCAGGAAAAAUUCAACACCUACGUGUCCCUGAAGGUGCAGAAUGUCAAGAGUACCACCAUUGCCGUGCGUGGCAGCCAACCCUGCUGGGAGCAGGACUUCAUGUUUGAGAUUAAUCGGCUGGAUCUGGGCCUAACAGUAGAGGUGUGGAAUAAAGGACUCAUCUGGGAUACCAUGGUGGGCACCGUUUGGAUCCCUCUACGCAGUAUUCGGCAGUCCAACGAGGAAGGUCCAGGGCAAUGGCUGACCUUGGAUUCCCAGGUUAUCAUGGCAGAAAAUGAAAUCUGUGGCACCAAAGAUCCAACCUUCCACCGUGUUCUGCUGGACACACGUUUUGAGCUGCCAUUGGAUAUCCCUGAAGAGGAGGCACGCUACUGGGCCAAAAAACUGGAGCAGCUCAAUGCCAUGAGAGACCAGGAUUACUCAUACCAAGAAGAGCAAGACAGGCCUUUGCCAGUUCCAGCAACACAGUGCUGUAACUGGAGUUUGUGGGGAGACCAUCAAAGUGAGGAUCCCGACAGUGCGGUGGACGACCGCGACAGCGACUACCGCAGUGAGACCAGCAACAGCAUCCCACCCCCAUACUACACCACCUCGCAGCCCAAUGCCUCCAUGCACCAGUACCCUAUGAGGCACCCUCACGUCUCUCGUACCCCUUACAAUGACUCCAUCCACAGCUGUGAUCUGGACUACGACCACCAGAGGGCAAUGAGACGCAAUGAUAGUUUAGACUCCGCCACCAACGGCCGCAGCGAUCUCGAUUCGGCCUCAGGUUCGAGCCGGCUGACCAGCCGCCAGUACUCUGUAGACAGUAGGCACUCCCUCUCCGAUAGCCCCACAGGCAGUAGCCGUUAUGCCUCCUCGGGGGAGCUGAGCCGCGGCAGCUCCCAGCUAAGCGAGGAGUUUGGCCCAGAAGAUGGGGAGAGCAUGCGUGGGUCCGAGCCAUACGAUGAGAAUGACUCCUACCAUUCCUGCCACUCGUCUGUCAGCUAUGGCAAGGACUCACCUGACUGGGACCCCGACGAGCCGCAGGGUGCCUACAGUGAUGAGGGCGGCUAUUUAAAGGAUGGUGGGGAGGAGGGAGCCCUAUAUGAUGAAGAGGAUGGCAAGCUGUAUGAGCCGGAGGAGUGCAAUUACAACUACGAGGAUGAGGAGGAGUACGAGGAGGACGAGGACCUCUACCCUCUCGAUGGCACCCUGAGCGAGGACCAGGAGCCCCCGUACACCCCAACCCCCACUAGUACGGGCCCCACCCUGGCUCCCGAGGCUACGUCUGCACGGCCCCCUUUGGAGAAGCAGACCUCCCUUCAUCUACAGCAGCAGCCUCAGGGCUCAUCUCCUCAGCCCCCUGUUACUCAAGCACAGGGCAUGACUCCCAGCCAAGCCCCACCAGCACUGACCAAACCCCAGGCAGCAGCAGCCCAACCUACAGCUGGCCUGGCCACUGCAGCACAAGCUCCGCCCUCUGCAGCUGCCACAAAGUCAGCUGCCCCCACAGACGAGCUUCGUCCCUCUGAAGAGGCCCCAGGGACUGAAGCUGCACCCCCUGCCCCGAAAGAGGAGAGCGAGGCCUUACCUGACAGCUUUCCCAGAGUUGAUGAGACCCAGGAGUCUCGGGCAAAGGCCAACUGGCUGCGUGUCUUCAACAAGGUCCGCCAGCAGCUACAGGAGGCUCGUGGGGAGACAUCUGGAUCCCAGUCUCUGUGGUUUCAGGGCGGGCCGGGUGGAGGAAUCUAUAGCAUAGACAGCAUGCCGGACCUUCGGAAGAGGAAAGCCAUCCCUCUAGUCAGAGACUUGGCUAUGUCUCUUGUCCAGAAUUCUCGUAAGGCAGGAAUCACAUCUGCGUUGGCCUCCAGCACGCUGAACAAUGAGGAAUUGAAGAGCCAUGUGUACCGCAAGACCCUGCAGGCACUGAUCUAUCCCAUCUCCUGCACCACACCACACAACUUUGAGGUGUGGACAGCUACCACUCCUACCUACUGCUAUGAGUGCGAGGGGCUGCUCUGGGGCAUCGCGCGCCAGGGUAUGCGCUGCACCGAGUGUGGGGUCAAGUGCCACGAGAAGUGCCAGGACCUGCUCAAUGCUGACUGCCUCCAGAGAGCAGCAGAGAAGAGCUCCAAGCAUGGCGCAGAAGACCGAACCCAGAACAUCAUCAUGGUCCUAAAGGAUCGCAUGAAGAUCCGAGAGAGGAACAAGCCAGAGAUCUUUGAGAUGAUCCAGGAGGUGUUUGGUGUUGUGAAAACCACCCAUGUCACUCAGAUGAAGCAAGUCAAGCAGAGUGUGCUGGAUGGUACCUCUAAGUGGUCCGCCAAGAUCAGCAUCACAGUCCUAUGUGCCCAGGGACUCCAGGCGAAGGAUAAGACUGGCUCAAGUGACCCCUACGUCACGGUCCAGGUGGGCAAGACUAAAAAGAGGACCAAGACCAUCUAUGGUAACCUGAACCCAGUAUGGGACGAGAACUUCCAUUUUGAAUGCCACAACUCCUCAGACCGCAUCAAGGUUCGUGUGUGGGACGAGGAUGAUGACAUCAAGUCCCGUGUGAAGCAGAAGUUCAAGAGGGAGUCUGACGACUUCCUGGGGCAGACCAUCAUAGAGGUCCGCACGCUGAGUGGGGAGAUGGAUGUCUGGUACAACCUUGAUAAGCGCACAGACAAAUCGGCUGUGUCUGGUGCCAUCCGGAUGCACAUCAGUGUGGAGAUCAAGGGGGAGGAGACAGUGGCCCCCUACCAUGUCCAGUACACCUGUCUGCAUGAGAAUCUGUUCCACUAUGUGACAGACAUCCAGAACAAUGGUGUCGUGAAGAUCCCUGAUGCCAAAGGUGACGAUGCAUGGAAGGUGUAUUUUGAGGAGACGCCCCAGGAGAUUGUGGAUGAGUUCGCCAUGCGCUAUGGAGUGGAGUCCAUCUACCAAGCCAUGACCCACUUCGCCUGCUUGUCAUCCAAGUACAUGUGCCCUGGGGUGCCCGCCGUGAUGAGUACUCUGCUGGCCAACAUCAACGCAUACUACGCCCACACCACCCAGGCCACCAACAAUGUGUCUGCCUCCGAUCGCUUUGCCGCCUCCAACUUUGGAAAAGAGCGCUUUGUAAAGCUCCUCGACCAGCUGCACAACUCUCUGCGGAUCGACCUCUCCAUGUACCGGAACAACUUUCCUGCCAGCAGUCCUGAGAGGCUGCAGGAUCUGAAAUCCACAGUUGACCUGCUCACUAGUAUCACUUUCUUCAGGAUGAAGGUCCAGGAGCUGCAGAGUCCACCCAGAGCCAGUCAGGUGGUAAAGGACUGUGUGAAGGCUUGUCUCAACUCCACCUAUGAGUACAUCUUCAACAACUGUCAUGAGCUCUACAGUCGCGAGUACCAGACCGACCCGUCUAAGAAAGGGGAGGUCCCCCCUGAAGAACAAGGCCCAAGCAAAAACCUGGACUUCUGGUCUAAACUCAUCACCCUUAUUGUGUCCAUCAUUGAGGAGGACAAGAAUUCUUACACACCCUGCCUCAACCAAUUCCCUCAGGAACUGAAUGUAGGGAAGAUUAGUGCAGAGGUGAUGUGGAACCUUUUUGCUCAGGACAUGAAGUAUGCCAUGGAGGAGCAUGAGAAGAACCGCCUGUGCAAAAGUGCUGACUAUAUGAACCUGCACUUCAAGGUCAAGUGGCUAUACAAUGAGUACUGCAAGGAUCUGCCAUUCUUUAAGAAUCGGGUUCCAGAAUACCCUGCGUGGUUCGAACCGUUUGUGAUCCAGUGGUUGGAUGAAAAUGAGGAAGUCUCCCGGGACUUCCUGCACGGAGCUCUGGAGAGGGACAAAAAGGAUGGAUUCCAGCAGACUUCGGAGCACGCGCUCUUCUCCUGCUCUGUGGUGGAUGUCUUCUCCCAGCUCAACCAGAGCUUUGAGAUCAUCAAGAAGUUAGAGUGUCCAGACCCUCAGAUAGUGGGUCAUUACAUGAAGAGGUUUGCAAAGACUAUUAGCAAUGUGCUCCUGUCUUAUGCUGACAUUAUUGCCAAGGACUUUGCCAAUUACUGCUCAAAGGAGAAAGUGCCCUGCAUCCUGAUCAAUAACAUACAGCAGCUGCGAGUCCAGCUUGAGAAGAUGUUUGAGGCCAUGGGAGGAAAAGAUCUGAACGUGGAGGCCAGUGAUAUUCUAAAGGAGCUGCAGGUGAAGCUGAACAAUGUGCUCGACGACCUCAGCAGGGUCUUCGCCACCAGUUUCCAGCCUCACAUAGAGGAGUGUGUCAAGCAGAUGGGCGACAUUCUAAGCCAGGUGAAAGGAACCGGCAACGUGCCAGCAAGCGCCUGCAGCAGCGUUGCCCAGGACGCCGACAAUGUGCUGCAGCCCAUCAUGGAGUUUCUGGACAGCAACCUGACACUGUUUGCCAAGAUCUGUGAGAAGACAGUGCUGAAGCGUGUCCUGAAGGAGCUGUGGAAGCUGGUGAUGAACACCAUGGAGAAGACCAUCGUUUUGCCACCCCUCACUGAUCAAACGGGUACACAGCUUAUCUUCAAUGCUGCCAAGGAGCUGGGUCAACUGUCCAAGCUAAAGGAGCAUAUGGUGCGCGAAGAGGCCAAGGCACUAUCUCCCAAACAGUGUGCUGUGAUAGAACUGGCCCUGGACACCAUCAAGCAAUACUUUCAUGCCGGCGGAGUGGGGCUAAAGAAGACCUUCCUGGAGAAGAGUCCCGACCUGCAGUCCCUGCACUAUGCCUUAUCCCUUUACACACAGGCCACGGACAAACUCAUCAAAACCUUUGUCCAGUCCCAGAAUGCACAGGUUCACGCAGGGAAAGGGGUGAGAUACACCCAUAGCGAGGAUGUGUACCCAGAGAAGGGGUCGGGUGUGGAGGAUGCAGUGGGAGAGGUGUCCAUUCACGUGGAGAUUUUCACACACCCCAACACAGGAGAGCACAAGGUCACCGUGAAGGUGGUGGCAGCAAAUGACCUGCGGUGGCAGACUUCGGGAAUAUUCCGGCCCUUCGUGGAGGUCUACAUUAUUGGUCCUCAUCUUAGCGACAAGAAGAGGAAAUUUGCCACCAAAUCGAAAAACAAUAGCUGGGCCCCUAAGUACAACGAAACGUUCCAGUUCACCCUGAGCAACGAGGCAGGGCCUGAGUGCUACGAGCUCCAAGUGUGCGUGAAGGACUACUGCUUCGCCCGGGAGGACCGCACUGUGGGUCUGGCUGUAAUGCAGCUGAAGGACAUGGCAGCGCGGGGCAGUGCCGCCUGCUGGCUGCCACUAGGCAGGCGCAUCCACAUGGAUGAGACGGGCCUAACCGUGCUGCGCAUCCUGUCUCAGCGCAACAACGAUGAGGUGGCAAAGGAGUUCGUCAAACUGAAAUCCGACCAACGCUCUGCUGAGGAGGGCCGAGGAAGCUAGGAGAGCGAGCGAGCGAG